CACCCCCACCAUGAGCCUGGCCAGGGAUAAACUGGCGGCUCAGUCACCGCACCCUGUCUCCACGGAGCGGGAGGCACGCAGCUCAGCCCGACCCUGCCCCGCGCAGACUAGGACCCGUGGCGUUCCGGAACUCCAAAGCGGCACUCCUGGUAGCCCCGGACUUGGAGAUCCUUUCAGAAUGCCAGAGGAAAGUUCUCCCAGGCGGACUCCACAGAGUGUUCCAUACCAGGACCUGCCUCAUUUGGUCAAUGCUGAUGGACAGUACCUCUUCUGCAGGUACUGGAAACCCACUGGCACUCCCAAAGCCCUCAUCUUUGUGUCCCAUGGAGCUGGGGAGCACUGUGGUCGCUAUGAUGAGCUGGCUCAGAUGCUAGUGGGCCUGGAGCUGCUGGUGUUCGCCCAUGAUCAUGUUGGCCAUGGACAGAGCGAAGGGGAGAGGAUGGUAGUGUCUGACUUCCAUGUUUUCAUCAGAGAUGUGUUACAGCAUGUGGAAAUCAUGCAGAAAGACUACCCAGGGCUUCCUGUCUUCCUUCUGGGCCACUCCAUGGGAGGUGCCAUUGCCAUCCUCACGGCUGCAGAGAAGCCAGGCCACUUCUCAGGCAUGAUUCUCAUUUCACCUUUGGUUCUGGCCAAUCCUGAGUCUGCAACAACAUUCAAGGUCCUGGCAGCAAAAAUUCUCAACCUUGUCCUGCCAAACAUGUCCCUGGGCCCGAUCGAUGCCAGCGUGCUCUCUCGGAAUAAGACAGAGGUUGACCUUUAUAACACAGACCCCCUCAUCUGCCGAGCAGGACUGAAAGUGUGCUUUGGCAACCAACUGCUCAAUGCUGUCUCGAGGGUGGAGCGGGCCCUCCCCAAGCUGACCUUGCCCUUCCUCCUGCUCCAGGGCUCUGCUGACCGCCUGUGUGACAGCAAAGGGGCCUACUUGCUCAUGGAGUCUGCCAAGAGUCAGGACAAGACACUCAAGAUUUACGAAGGUGCCUACCACGUUCUCCACAAAGAGCUUCCUGAAGUAACCAACUCCGUCUUCCAUGAAAUAAACACGUGGGUCUCUCAAAGGACAGCAGCAUCGAGAACAGGGUCCCUACCCUAAACACACUGUCCAGCCAGGCAAUCCCACAGUUAGGGAAAUGGGCAGAGGAAGGGCAAAAGCCAACCUCUUGGAUGUGGCUUGCAAAAGAAAAAAAAUCCCACUAAUUGGAGGAAUCCCUAGCAUAAUUUACUAAAGAAAAUAGACAUUCUUGUCUUAUAUUAAGUUGUCCAUCCAUGGACCUACCUUAAGGGGUAGACAGUUAAUGCAAAAAAUAGAGAAGAGUCACAGGAAAUUCUCCAGAGGUGGAAUAUGCUGGAAUGUCCUUUAAACACAGCAGAGGCUCUGCUCUGCCUCUCCUAGCUCCUGCAAGGUUCCCAGGAAUUUCUGGUGUUCUGUGACACCUGACUGCAAUAAUUGGAGGAGUCCCCUUCCUGCCCACCUGUCCAGUCCCCACAACCCCUCUACCCCCAUUCAUCUAAGUCUAGCCUUUCUCUGGCUGUGAUGUAAUGAGGUGGUUGGUGUCAGCUUCCCAGGGAAGACUUAUGUGCCCCCUGAAUCCCAGAAAAUGCCUGGAACUUCUUCAGAAUACAUAGUCCCACCCUGUGACCCCUGUCAACUCUUUGUCAGUGAGAACAGGGCUUUGAGGUGGCAUGAAACUUAGCCCAGAGAGAGAGAGAAGUUGACAAGAGAUCCUACUGUCCCUUCUUCCCCUUCAGGGAGCCUGAGGCUGCCCAUUAAGAAUUGUGUUCAAGGGCUGCCUUUCCUUCCAUGACUCAUUUUACCUGACACUAUGGGAGGACAAUUGUAUUGAAGAGGGAAUGUCUAAUAUAUACUGUAUAUUCUAAAGCAGAUACUAUUUGGGUAGGUAGGUGAGUGGGUCCAAGGGGGCUUGGAGGCACAUGAGUCUGAUCCCUCUGCACAGGCAUAGGAAAAGCUGGCCUGGGAACUCUGUGCUAAAGGCAUCAAUGCACAGCCCCCAGAGGCAAGGCCCUGAGCACCACCAGUGGCCGUGUCAGGCUUCUCCCUGGUCCCCAUCUGUCUGGGCCCAUAACUGUCCUGGGAGCUCAGUCCUGGCAACACAGCUACAUCUGGUGGCAGGAGAAGGGAGUCCCCACUUGGUGGUCCUGCAGCCGGGUGGGCAGAUGAGGCUAGCUGAUAGGGCCGACCUUUCCUAGCCAAGGCCCCGCAGUGCCUGACCAGCCUUUCUCAGGUGCCAAUGCCCGCCCAUGGCCCUCAUUUAGUGCCAGCAAUAAACAAGGAUCACUGCCCACUUCAGGAAUACCUUCACUUUCAGUCAGACUUGCUGUGACCUCAUGAUGCUCCUUAGUAUAACUAUGACCAUGUGGUGGGGAGAGCCACUGGGGGUCAGUUGCUCAGUGUUGACUCCCAUGGAAGGUGCAAGCAGGAGCUCCAGGCUACAGAGAAGAGGCAGCAGAUUCCCUGCCAGGGCCUCCGACUCUAGGAGUUGGGUCUCUCACUCCUCUUUCUCUAGCAGUGGAACUGCUGCCCCUUAUCCACAUCUUAUUCUUCUAGGGCUUUUUCCAGUCCUCAAAGAGGGGACCCAUUUCUGCCCUCCCUCCAGGGACCUGCCUGCACCAUGACAGAGCUAGAAUUAGUCCCUUUCAAAUGGCAGUCUAUUCAUGCUUGCUUGCCCAGGGCCCAGGUUUCUGUUCUCAUGUCCCUACCCCUCAGGAGAGGCAAAGUACCCAAGUACCUACCCCUUGGGGGCAGGGCCUCAGUUUCCCCACAGAGAGUGGCUUCCAUUGCCCUGUCUAUUUCUCUGACUUCUCUUUGAGGGAGAAAAAUGUAAGAAAUGCACUGAGAGACAAGGUGGGUGUCUGUUCAGCUGGGCAGCCAUGUGAAUAUUUGUGCUCCUCAGCUAAGGAAGGAAAAGAAACUCCAUUGCAAACUCCCAAACCCACAAACCCCUCUGAGCCCAGACCUGGAAUUCUUGCCAGAGCUGUGACAAUUCCUGUCACAUAAAGUCCCCACACCUCCCCCCACUCUAUCGCUGCCCUACGUCUUCCAUAAGCAGGUGACCACAAUACCAUUUCCCAAAUUAAAUAUCAGGCACAUGGUUUAACCACAAAUCUUUUAGAUGCAUGAAUUUAUUUAUAUGAAUGUUCUUACAGAGACAAAUUUAGUCACAUUUACACAUCUUGUUAAAGAAUCGCCUAUAUAAAAAAAUUAUUUGAAAUGAAUGAGUGAGCUCAGGAGCCAGACAUCAGCUGUGUCUGGAGUCUUACCUGAGGUACUCCAAGUAAACUAUGUGGGUCUCCAACUGAAUUCAUUCUCAAAGUUGACAGCUCUGCACUGACAUCUGGAGCUUCAAAGUGGUACCAUGGGAGCAAGGCAGAUGAGCUGGGUUUGGAAGGGACAGUAGGUCUCACACAGAGCCUGGCCUUGAAAGAGGUGAGAGGGCAUAGGCUAGCCAGGGAAGAGACCACAAAGACACAGCUGAUCCAAACUCACCUGGAGGGAUGAACACAACAGGAUACUAUAUCCAAGCGGUGAUGUGAACACACCUCUCCCUGUACCCCAGAGGUCAUGCUGACCCAUACAGAAAUGGGUUUCAUGCCUGAAAAUCUUUCUAGGCAAAGAUGUCACUUGUAGCCAGUGUAGGUGUUCCCAGUCCCAAAGGAUCCCAUUCUUUUGUAGGGAAUGGGCAGCCUCCCUUCCACCCAGCACAGACCCCAGUUUCCACCUCAGUUUCUAGAGGGGCACUGGGGGUCAUGGAAAGAGCACAGAAAGGUGCUCUGGACACUCUCCUUGCUCUGCUCAGCACCCUGUAGCAAGAUUUUUUCUUUUUCUCACCACUGCUAAUAUAAACCCAUUAGGAUCACAAUGAUUUUCUUAACAAAUUCACCUGUUUGCUUUUGUCACUGCAGCUCAACACACACCUAAAUGUAUGCUGUUAGUGGGGAAACAUGUACCAGUUUAGAAUUAUUAAAGAAACCAAUAUGCCACAGCUAAUCCUAAUAAACCAGAUGUUUUU
This is a messenger RNA of Phyllostomus discolor (pale spear-nosed bat), 4025 nucleotides long. It is a transcript of the gene MGLL, whose product is annotated as monoglyceride lipase. The record is from RefSeq and is a predicted model, not a curated record. Gene Ontology annotation, molecular function: lipase activity. Gene Ontology annotation, cellular component: membrane. NCBI's taxonomy places the organism in Eukaryota, Metazoa, Chordata, Mammalia, Chiroptera, Phyllostomidae.